Messenger RNA from Musa acuminata AAA Group (dessert banana), 5567 nucleotides. RefSeq names its product probable leucine-rich repeat receptor-like protein kinase At1g35710. The coding region runs from base 103 to 2457 and encodes 784 amino acids. The transcript is spliced from 2 exons. Gene Ontology annotation, molecular function: protein binding. Lineage: Eukaryota; Viridiplantae; Streptophyta; Magnoliopsida; Zingiberales; Musaceae. The record is from RefSeq and is a predicted model, not a curated record.
UCAGCCCUCGAGGAACGUUCAGUGUCAUUCUAUAAAUGUAUGUAUGGAGCCACCUUCCAACUUCACACCUCAAACUUCGAUCAUCUCUGAAAGCUUACUUCAAUGGCUGCUAGCGGUGGCUGCAAGGGCAAAUCUAUUUGCUCAAAGCAUGUCACUAUGCUCACGGCCGUAAUUAUGAGCUUUGGAGUCAUCUCCUGUUGUCUCGGCCAUGGCGGGGGGGAUCAUGAUGGCCAUCUCGGGGCGAAGGGGGGAAGCUGCAUAGAGAGCGAGAGGAGAGCUCUCCUAGACAUCAGAUCCGACAUGUAUGACUCUGGCGAAAUAUUCUCUACUUGGAUCGGUGAAGAUUGCUGUCGUUGGAGAGGAGUGGCCUGCGACAACACCACCAGCCAUGUCAUCAAACUCGACCUCCACUAUCCUUACUCCUACACAGACGAUUGGGAUGAUGGGGUUAACAUUUGCUACUUGCUGUAUGAGAUGGGUGCGAGUAAGGUAAAUCCCGCUUUGCGUGAUCUGAAGCAUUUGAAAUAUCUGGAUUUGAGCAUGAAUAAUUUCUUUGGCUCCCACAUUCCCCACAUGAUUGCUUCACUUGUGCAUUUGGAAUAUCUUAACCUAUCCAAUGCCAUGUUUGGUGGACUAAUACCUCCUCAACUGGGGAAUCUCUCUAAGUUACACUUCCUCGAUCUUGGAGGAUGUGGACAUAUUGAUCGACGAGCUGAUGACCUUGAUUGGCUCUCCCGAAUUCCGUCUCUAAUACAUGUUGAUAUGAGUUCUGUCAACCUCUCUAAAGCAACUAAUUGGCUUCACCAAGUUAAUUCAAUUCCCAGUCUUGAAGUAUUGCGCUUGGAGUGGGCAAGCCUCCCGUAUAUUCCAGCUCCUCCGCCCCCAUUUAAUUUGACUUCAAUCGUAAAGCUGGAUCUCUCUGGUUAUUCCAACUUGAACACAACAAUUCUAAGAUGGCUCUCUCAUGCUAGCAGCCUUGCAUAUCUUGAUCUUUCUUCUUGUAGUGGUAUCGAUAUUGAGUCACUACAAGUCACUCUCGGAGCUCUGAGUAAUUUGAAAGAAUUAUAUUUGCUAGACAAUAGUCUCGAAGGAGAAAUUUUUGGAAUGAUAAUGAAUGUGAGCAGGAGCUUGAAGUAUCUGGAUUUAAGUUGGAAUUCAUUAAGUGGAGAUAUGGGACAAAUCUUGAGGAGCCUUAGCCCUUUUGGAAUGCUAAUGAAUGUGAGCAGCAGGUUGAAGCAUUUGGAUUUAAGUGGGAAUUCAUUAAGCGGAGAUAUUGGACAAAUCUUGAGGAGCCUUGGCUCCUUGGAGUACCUUGCAUUAGAUGAUAACAAUUUGGAUGGAGAUAUUCUAGAAAUGGUGAAAAAUGCUCCGAACAGCUUACAAUAUUUAAGUUUGAAAUUCAGUCACAUUACUGGAGAAAUUCCACAAAAAAUAAAGAAUCUCACUAAUUUGGAAUACUUGGAUCUCUCGUACACCAAUAUUACAGAAGGUAUACUAAUGGCUUUUUGUGAUCUCAUCAACUUGAAAAGUUUGAUAUUACAAGGAAAUAAUUUUUCAAGACAAAUACAAAAAACUAUUGGAAAUUUCACCAAUUUGAAAUAUUUGGAUCUCUCGUACAAUAAUAUUUCAGGACAAAUACCAGAAAUUAUUGGGAAUCUCACCAAUUUGAAAUAUUUGGAUCUCUCGUACAAUAAUAUUACUGGAGCUAUACCGAUGGCUAUCGGUGAUCUUAUCAACUUGGAGAGCUUGAGAUUAUGGGGAAAUAAGAUUUCAGGACAAAUACCAGAAAUUAUUGGGAAUCUCACCAAUUUGAAAUAUUUGGAUCUCUCAGACAAUAAUAUUACUGGAGCUAUACCAAUGACUAUUGGUGAUCUUAUCAACUUGGAGAGCUUGAGAUUAUGGGGAAAUAAGAUUUCUGGACAAAUACCAGAAAUUAUUGGGAAUCUCCGAAAUAUACAAUGGUUAGAUUUAUCUGAUAAUUUUUUUAGUGGACAGAUACCAGAGACUUUCAACAGACUCUACAACUUACAAAGCUUGGAUGUAUCAUAUAAUCACUUGACAAAGUUAGUAUCUGGGACUCUAAAUAAACUAUGCAAUUUGAGUUCUAUAGAUUUGUCCAUUAACCCUAUUGGUGGAGAGCUAACAGAUUUGAUCGAUGCUUUACCAGAUUGUAACCAGAGAGCCGGUUUAGAUAUAUUUAUUAGGGCUAAUAAUUUGAGUGGGAUUGUCCCCUCAAGUAUUGGUCAAUUAUCUGCAUUAUAUGGAUUGGACAUCUCCUCAAAUUUGCUCGAAGGCAACAUCACCGAAGCACACUUUUCCAAACUCACCAAUUUAGUCAAUUUGGACAUAUCUAACAACUCCUUGGAUGUGAUCCUAUCCAAUGAUUGGCUUCCACCUUUUAAUGCCCAAAGUAUUAUUAUGAGCUCAUGUCAUAUGGGAACUAAAUUUCCAGCUUGAAUUCAGACACAAACAAAUUUGAUAGAUCUUUCUUUAUCUGGAGUUGGACUCUUAGGCCACCUUCCAACUUGGUUUUCAGAUUUCUCAAAAGGUUUGUGGAGUCUUAACUUGAGUUCUAAUAACUUGAAUGGCCCACUACCCUCUGCUCCAUAUCAAAUGAUCGAUCUCUCCAAUAACUCAUUUGUUGGACCCAUUCCGUUGAGUUUUGCAAAUGCCUCUAACCUUCAAAUUUUAUCUUUAUCUCAUAACAAUAUCAAUGGCAGUUUUUCUCCCUUUUUCUGCAAUCUAAAUUAUCUGAAAAUCCUGGACCUAUCAAACAAUAAUUUAUCUGGAGAAAUCCCAACAUGUCAUAAAUCAUUCCCAACUUCUCUACAGUCCUUGCAUCUGAACCACAACAACCUCUCUGGAAGAUUUCCUUCCUUCUUGAAACAUUGUGAACAAUUGGUUACCCUUGAUCUCGCUGAAAAUAAUUUGUUUGAUGAAAUACCAACAUGGGUGGGAGAAAACCUUUUAUCCUUGAGAGUUCUUAGUUUGAAGUCAAACCUAUUUUAUGGUACCAUUCCAGUGCACAUAGCAAAUCUCACUUCUCUUCAGGUUUUGGAUCUUUCUUCCAACCAUCUUUCUGGUAGCAUUCCUUCGUCUCUAGGAAAUUGUAGUGCUAUGGUUGAGAUACAACAUGACACUACAUCAUUGCUUAAUCUUUUUAAUGUUAGCGGUUCCUAUAGCGAGAGCAUAGUAAUAACAGCCAAAGGAUAUGACAUCCAAUACACCACAAUUCUCUCACUUGUAACAAGCAUAGACCUAUCAAACAAUAAUCUUUCCGGCGAGAUCCCAAGAGAGCUAACAAACCUUCAUGGAUUGCUUUUUUUGAACUUAUCCAAGAAUCAUUUGAGAGGAACCAUUCCAGAAAAGAUUGGUUCCAUGGAACAACUGGAAUCACUUGACUUAUCGAUGAACAAUCUCACAGGAGAUAUUCCUUCCAGCUUAUCAUCUCUCACCUUCCUAAGCCACUUGAAUCUCUCUCACAACAACUUGUCAGGAAGAAUUCCAACAGCCGGUGGUCAAAUGUCGACCUUCAACGCGUCGAUCUAUGAUGGUAAUGAAUACCUUUGUGGUACGCCACUGCCAGAGUGCCCUGGUGAUGCAGAUCAUCAAAGUCCACCUCAUGAACACGAAGAGAAAAACGGUGACAGGCUUGAAACAGUGUGGGAAAUUACCAGCACGGUCAUGGGUUUUGUGGUUGGUUUUUGGAGUUUUGUUGGAACAAUGAUCAUGAAACAGAGCAUAAGGAUGGCUUUCUUUCGAGUUUUCGACAAGGCCUACGAUUGGUGCUACGUGCAUUUGGCAGUCGGAUGUGCAAGGUUAAAGUCCAAACAGCAAAGUGUGACUUGAUCCAUCGGUGGCAAGAACUAAAGAGUUUACUGUUACAUCUUAAGGAGGUCUCAAGUUGCUUUUCCAGUUAGUAAUUCCAGCUCGUAUGUUAUGGUGUAAUGUUGUCAGAAUAAAGAAGGAAAGGGUAUCGCAGUUGAUGGCCUUUUGCUUCAUUAGUAUGUAUGUAUUUGUUCUAAUCAGUUCAAAAACUUCAUCAUCCGUCGUUCUAAUCAAUAUGUUCAAAUCAGUCGUCCCUACCGUUGUCUUUAUGACAUUAUAGUAAAGCAGAAAGAAGUAUGCUGAAGAGCUUAUUGUUACAUCUUGAGGUCGCAAGCUGCUUUCAAGUAAUGUUGUAUGUAAUCAUCAUGCAAUGCUGUCAGAAUAAAGAAGGAAGAAGUAUCAAGUACUGCAUUCCUUCUAAUCUCUUCAAAUACUUUUUUAUCUUCCGUCGUUCUGUUAUCGCUUUCCUUUCGAUACAUUGCCUCGUUAAUUUGAUGUCGACACAUGCUUUUCUUUGUGUUAUUUUAUAUGGCAGCUUCUGUUGGCAAUUUUUGUAGCUUUUAGUAGUCUUCUGUUGACAUCCAUGGCCAUGCUCGAUCUCUGUGGUUAUUAGAACUCAAGUAAUGCAUGUAUUCUAAGAAGGCUCACUAAUGCUAGCAGCCUUGCACACAUUGGCAAUCUUCAAAGUCUGCAGGUUUUACAUCUGUCUCGUAACUCUGUAACCGGGCAACCACCAGAAACAAUUGGCAAACUCGACCUCUUGCAGUUCUUGGAUAUAUCAGAUCAACCACUUAUCAGGGCAGAUGCCGAGGACUUUAGGUUUGUCGAGUUGUACUGGAGGAGCAGCCUUGUCAUACUUAAGUAUUGAGGGCAACAAAUUUAAUGGCAUUAUUCCAUAUAAUUUGGGUCAAUUUUCUGGAAUGUACAGGUUGGACCUCUCCUCAAACUCACUAGAAGGCGACAUCACUGAAGCACACUUUUCCCAGCUCCUUCAGCUUGGAAAAUUUGGACAUAUCUUACAGCUCCUUCAAAUUGGUUUCCCCCUUUUGAUGCUUCAUUUAUUGACAUGAGUUUCUGUCAUAUAGGAACUAAAUUUCCUACUUGGAUUCGAAGCCAAACUAAUUUGAGAAGCCUUCAACUAUCUGGAGUUGGACUCGCGGGCAAAGUUCCAGCUUGGUUCUCGGAUAUGUCUACAGGAAGCAUUCCAACAAGCAAUCAAUUGUCCACGUUAAAUGACCCCUCAAUCCAUGUUGGCAACAAAGACCUUUGUGGUACGCCACUGCCUGUGUGCCCUGGAGAUGUUGCUUAUCGAAGCCUACCUCCUGCAGCAAUUGAAGAAGGAGAAGAAGACAGUGAUGGCGAGCUUGAAGGUGUAUUAGAAAUUACAAGCAUCGUCAUGGGAUUCGUGGUGGGGUUUUGGAGUUGUUUUGGCAUAAUGAUCAUGAAACAGUCUCUAAGGGUUGCUCUCUUCCGUUUGACAGACAAGACUGGUGAUUGGGUCUUCGUGCAGUUGGCAGUAAGGUUUGCAAGGCUGAAGUCCAAAUCGAGAAGUACCGCAUGAACUGUCGCAGGAAACUUGGGUGGCACAUUUACUAUUACAGCUUGAGAUCAUACGGUCCUUUCCACCAAGUCGCCCAUAUGUUUUAUCAUGUAAUGCUAUCAGCAAAAGGACUGGACAGUUUCUGGUGUUCUAUGUAUUAUGAUGUUAUGUUAUUAGUAUAGUUUCGGUAUAUUGUGCA